Molecule: messenger RNA, 3092 nt
Organism: Melanotaenia boesemani (Boeseman's rainbowfish)
Lineage: Eukaryota; Metazoa; Chordata; Actinopteri; Atheriniformes; Melanotaeniidae
Gene: mmp11a
Product: matrix metallopeptidase 11a
Exons: 8
Coding region: 143-1582 (479 amino acids)
Biological process (GO): collagen catabolic process; proteolysis; extracellular matrix organization
Cellular component (GO): extracellular matrix
Molecular function (GO): zinc ion binding; metalloendopeptidase activity
Source: RefSeq, a predicted model, not a curated record
CAAAGAAAUCAGAGUCUAUUUAAAGGGAAGUCGCCCCAGAUCCCGGAGUCGUGUCGACUCCGCCCGGCACUGCACACCGCACACGGCUGCGCCAAGAAUCCUGCCUGCUCGUGCACCAUCACGGCUGUCGACGGCGGAGAGGAUGCGGACUUCUCUGGUCGUGUGCUGCUGCGUGUUUGCGCUGCAAUGUUUCCCCAGCACGCUUUGUCUUCCAGCGCGCGCACCCAGCAGGUACAAAGCGGCACCGGCCUCUGAGAUGUUCCCGGACCUGAAAAAGAGAGGAAAGGUUCCUCACUCUCAGGAUUUGGUAAAGGAGGCGAGUUCGUCGACAAACACCUCCAACACAUGGAGCCGACUUCGCUGUGGCGUGCCGGACUACCCCACCCAGAAGGAGGUGCACUAUGGGGGCCGACAGCGCCAGAGACGCUAUGUGCUGUCUGGAGGACGGAUGGACAAGAUGGACCUCACCUACAGAAUCUUCAGGUUUCCAAAGCAGAUGGACCCGACGAGGGUGCGAAGGGUCUUUCGGGAGGCCCUGAAAAUCUGGAGCGACGUCACACCGCUCACCUUCACCGAGGUGUACACUGGGAAGGCCGACAUCAACAUCGACUUCUUGAGAUCCUGGCAUGGAGACAACCUUCCCUUUGAUGGCCAGGGUGGGAUUCUCGCUCACGCCUUCUUCCCCCGAACACACCGACAGGGCGACAUUCACUUUGACAACGAGGAGUACUGGACGCUUGGAAACCACAUGGGCACAGACCUCCUCCAGGUUGCCGCCCAUGAGUUCGGGCAUGUCCUGGGCCUGCAGCACUCACCGAUCCAGGGAGCCAUCAUGUCUGCCUACUACUCCUUCUCCUACCCUCUCAGGCUGAGUGAGGAUGACAAGCGAGGCAUCCAGUACCUGUACGGACGUCCCCCGGAGGUCGUGCCAUCAACGCCACCCCCACCCCCACCCCCACCAACACCACCAGUUUACAUGGAAACCAACGAAAUCAGUCCCGACGCCUGCCAGACGGACUUUGAUGCGGUGUCUUUGAUCCGAGGGGAGCUGUUCUUCUUUAAGUCGGGCUACGUUUGGAGGAUCAGGGACGGGCAGCUGGAGAGCGGUUACCCAGCGCUGGUGUCCCGACACUGGAAAGGGAUUCCCUACAACAUCGACGCCACCUUUGAAGACAAGUCAGGAAAUAUUUGGUUCUUUCAAGGCGAGAACUACUGGGUGUUCGAUGCCGAGAUGAAGAUCAGGGGGCCGGAGCCCAUCAGGGGAUUGGGGAUGUCCGUUACCGGGAUCCAGGCGGCGCUGCGCUGGGGCCACGACUCCAACUACAACACCUACUUCUUUAAGUCUGGCAGCUACUGGAGGUUCAGCCCCCGGGACAACCGAGUCGAGUCCUACUACCCACGCAGGAUGCAGGACUGGAGCGGCAUCCCCGAUGAUGUGGACGCUGCCUUCAGGGACAUCUACGGCUACGCUCACUUUGUGCGAGGACGGCAGUACUGGAAGUUCGAUCCUGUGCACAUGAACUCGUUGGAAGGUUACCCUCGCUCCAUCGGCGUGGAUUUUUUCGGCUGUAGAAACAUGUGAGUCAGAUGAGAAUCACACUGGCUGAUGUUUCUUUCUUUUUUUAAUUAAGAAGAUUUUGUGGAACAAAGACAUUUGUGUUGCGGAUUCAAGAGGAUGAGAUGAUCUCCUUUAAAUCUUUUUAUACUUCACUUCAUUUAUUGAUACUCAGAUCAAUCUCGGCCUUCUCAGGAAAACCACGUAACGUUCCCUCAGACUCGGCACCUCCUGUGCAGCUACACUCAAAUUUAUUUUGCACAUUUUUUGUCACCAUGAGGCUGAGAUCUGGGCCCUGUAUUACUUGUGUGUGAAAUUGAUGUGAACUGCACCGCUCCAACCUUCUUUCUCUGAGCUGGACAGCGAGAUUUUGGUUCACGGACAGAGUUGCUGUAAACUGUCUGAUUUCCUGUGGCCAGUGUUUGCUGUUUCAGCGGGUUCGGGUUUUUAUCAGUGACGUUUGCGUUGAGCCUCCAGUGUUUGAAGAGUGACAUCAAACUUGCAGCAGCAGGCGGUGGGUUAGUAAAAUAACUGUUGUUGGUGGCAAAGAGUUUAGUUUCUACCCCAGAAAUCACACAAUGGUUUACUGUUUGAUCAGACUGCAGUUCAUUUCCUGCCUGUUUGACCUGCAGCAGAGGGCGAAAAAAAGAUUUUUCACUUGAUAAUCGAGCACCAAAACAUAGCCUCAAUUCCAAAACAGCUAAAUGUCUGGGUAAGAUGUAAAUAAAAACAAUACAAUGAUUUACAGAUCUCAUAAACCAAUAUUUAACUCCCAGUAGAGCACAAACAGCAUCAGAUGAUGAAACUGAGACAUUUCACUAUUUGAUGGAAAAUAUGAGCUGAUAUGAAUCUGAUGCAGCAACAUGUCUGUAAAGGUUGGAACAAAAGGCUGGAAAAGUACCUGGUAAGAACCAGGAACACCUGGUGGAGCAGUGGACAACUAAUCAGGUUAACUGGCAGCAGGUCAGUAACAUGACUGGGUAUAAAAGGAGCAUUUCAGAGAGGCAGAGUCUCUCAGAGGGAAAGCUGGACAGAGCUUCACCAAUCUGAGACAAACUGGAUCUAAAACUGUGGAACAAGGGAGGCCUUGCAGAUAUCAGCAAGAUAAUACUAAACCAUCUAAUGGAUCACAGCAGCAUGGCUUUACAGGAGAAGAGUCCGGCUGCUGAACUGGCCUGCCUGCAGUCCAGACUCAUCAUUAACAGAAAGCAUCUGGAGCAUCAUGGAAGUAAAAAUCCAGGAACAAAGGUCCAGGAUUGCAGCUGAGCUGUGUUCACAGACAGUGGUUUCUGGAAGUCUUCCUGAACCCAUGCAGUGGUUUCCAGUAGAGAAUCAUGUCUGGUCUGAAUGCUGGCUUGCCUGAGGGCCUCUAAAUCAUCACUAUCAGUUUGACAUUCAGCCUUGUCCCUCGCGCACAGAGAUUCUUCCUGAUUCUCUGAAUAUUUUGAUAUUAUACACUGUAGACAUCUUUAAAGUUUGCAUAAUUUAACAUUGAAAAACAUUUUUCUGUACUUUUUUUUUUUACAAUUCUUAGAGC